AGCGGAUCCACGCCAAUCUCAGAGCUGCGCAUGCUCCAUCUCCAAGCGCGGGGCGCGGGUGAUCGGGAUCCGUGGCGGUUGCUGCGUGAAGCUCAGGCGGCCUCUACGGCCUGCUGCUGGUGGCGGCCUAGGGAGUCGCAGCGGCUGGUACGCAGGUGCACAGAGGCUGAAGUGCUAUGAGCUUCCAGAGCUUCUGGAGAGACUACAAAGUUCUGGUUGUUAUGGUGCCCUUGGUGGGGCUCAUACACCUGGGGUGGCACAAAAUCAAAAGCAGCCCUAUUUUCCAAAUACCUAAUAAGGACAACGUUCCUGAGCCAGAUAGUCUGGCACUUGCAAGUCCUCAGAAGGACCACAUCCAAGGGAAAUAGCAGGCUUGCAUUCUUCAGAAAGAAGCGACUUUGAAUCUGAGUUUGAUAUUGAAAGAAAUGAAAAACACCAACUGGAUUAGAAAGAACUGGCUUCUUAUAGCAGGAGUUUCUUUCAUAAGCGUUCAUCUCGGAACGUACUUUAUACAGAGGGCUGCAAAACAAUCUGUAAAAUCUCAGUCUGGAAGCAAACUAAAGAGUAUUGAAGAAUGAAGUAAAAUAAAUAUUUGGAAUUACUAAUAUAUCAUUAAAUCUUUACAUGCUGAUUAACUUCAUAAACAUGGAGCUAUUUAACUUUAUAGCCAGAGCGCUGCAUAUUCAGCCUUUCAUACUUGAAGAAUACCAUUUUCAAAUGUUAAAACCCAUGAUGACACAAUAAAUAGAAAACUAUGGUUUACUAAAUAAAAGCUCUCUUCACAAAUUACCACCUGAAGUAAGAUGUCUCGUUUAGAAGCUAAAAAGCCAUCAUUGUGUAAAAGUGAGCCACUGACAAGUGAGAGAGUCAGGGACACACUUUCUGUUUUGAAAGGAAUCGUAACGUCGUGCUAUGGUCCUUCGGGUAGGCUGAAGCAGCUGCACAACGGCCUUGGAGGCUGUGUGUCCACAACCUCACACUCAUCAGCCCUGCUUGCUAACCUGUCUGUCACCCAUCCCAUUUUAAAGAUCCUGACAACUUCGGUGCAGAAUCAUGUGUCAUGCUUCAGUGAUUGUGGCUUAUUCACAGCCAUUCUUUGCUGCAACCUGAUUGAAAAGGUUCAGAGAACAGGCUUGAUACCCACCACUGUCAUUAAAUUAAAUAAGCAUCUUCUGAGCCUCUGCACCAGUUACCUCAAGACUGAGGCCUGUGGUUGUCGAAUCCCAGUCGACUUUAGUAGUACUCAGAUCCUCCUUUGUUUGGUACGCAGUAUAUUAACAAGUAAACCUGCCUGUAUGCUCACCAGAAAAGAAAUAGACCACAUCAGUACUCUGAUUCUGACAGCCUUUUUGCUUACAAUUCCAGAAAAUGCCGAAGACCACAUCGUUUUAGGAAAGAGUAUAAUUGUACCCUUAAAAGGUCAAAGAGUUAUAGAUUCUACUGUAUUACCUGGAAUACUUAUUGAAAUGUCAGAAGUUCAGUUGAUGAAGAUACUACCUAUCAAAAAAUCAGAUUCCCUCAAGGUGGCACUCUUUUGUGCGUCUUUAUCUGGAGACCUCUCUGAUACUGGAGAAGGAACUGUGGUGAUUGGUUAUGGGGUUUCUCUUGAAAAUGCAGUUCUGGACCAAUUGCUUAACCUAGGAAGGCAGCUAGUUAGUGAUCACGUAGAUCUUGUUAUGUGCCAAAAAGUUAUACACCCAUCUUUGAAACAGUUUCUCAGCAUGCAUCGUAUUAUUGCCAUAGACAGAGUGGGAGUGGCUCUGAUGGAACCCCUGAGUACAGUGACAGGAACACAGCCUAUUGGUUCCCUUGGCUCAAUCUCUCCUAGUAGCUAUGGAAGUGUGAAAGAUUUGUGCACUGCAAAAUUUGGCUUCAAACAUUUUUUUCAUCUUAUUCCUAAUGAAACGACUGUCUGCAGCUUGCUUCUCUGCAACCGAAAUGACACUGCCUGGGACGAGUUGAAGCUCACAUGUGAAACAGCACUGCAUGUUUUGCAGUUAACAAUCAAAGAACCGCUUGUUUUAUUGGGAGGUGGUUGUACUGAAACUCACUUGGCAGCAUAUAUCAGACACAAGACUUUUAAUGAGCCAGAAAGCCUUCCCAAAGAUGAUGGAUAUACUCAAACAGAACUUCAGCUAAUUACUGAAGCAUUUUGCAGUGCACUAGAAUCAAUUGCUGGUUCUUUAGAACAUGAUGGAGGUGAAAUUCUCACUGACAUGAAGUAUGGACACGUUUGGUCAGUUCAGGCAGAUUCUCCCUCUGUUGUUAACUGGCCAGAUUUUCUUUCAAGAUGUGGCUGUGGACUCUGCAAUAGCCAGGAAGAACUCAACUGGUCUUUCUUAAGGAGUACUCAGCAUCCUUUUGCACCACAAACCUGCCUUCCACAUGGAGCUGUGGGCUCAGCCAACAACCUGACCUUGGACUGUUUCACUGCUAAACUUAGUGGCCUACAGGUAGCUGUGGAGACAGCCAAUUUGAUUUUGGAUCUUUCAUAUGUCAUUGAAGAUAAAAACUGAUGUAAGAGAAUAGCAUGUUUAUAUUACAAAAAACAUAAAGCUAGUCGGGUGUCAAUUAAGAAAAAUAUUGAAUGUGUUCUCUCCCAAAGACCUGUUCUGCAUAUCUAAAUAGAUGACUCAUAAAAUUAUAGAUUUGCUUAUAUAAGGAAAAAAAGGUUUGAUUCUUAAAUAGAAAUACCGUAGAAUAAUAAAAAUAUGAAGCAUUAUUAAACAUAUUGUAGUUAUCUUAGUGGUACCACAGGUACCACUGUAUGUUGCUCUAAAUUUUUGUUGUUAUUUCGACAUCAUUCUAACAUACAGAAAUUUUUUUAAAAAAUCAUAAUCUAUGCUUUAGUUUGUCUAUGCUUAUUACAUUUUUAAUUACUAGCAAUUAAAUAUGUUUAAAGUAUAAAAUUAGAUUCCAAAGUAUUUCAAAACAUCCAGUACAUAUUGCUCAAUUAAAAGAAAUAUUCAAACUGCACAUUUAGUAAAAUUCUGUGUUCUUUAUGUGAAACAAUAUUUAUUCAGUGUUUAGGUAAUUGACGUAGAGCCUGGUCUACCUGCAACUGCUAGUUCAUAUCACAGUUCUUUGUCUGUGUUAUUUUAAGGAAAUGUGUGAUUAGGACAAAGUAGAUUUAUAUGGUAACUAAGCAGCAUAGAGAAAAGAAGUGGAAAAGUUAUUUCUCUAGUACAGUCAGUAGUGUAAAAAAGAAACCAGAACAGCUCUCAUAGUCAAAUUAGAGACACUGAUGUUUCACCAAGGAAUGUAAUUUGAAUUUUAUGCAAAUACAAGGUGUACUGAUAAAUUGAAGAAGAAGUACAGAGUGCAGCUAAAAGAAUAAGCAUGGAGUUGCAACACAUAUUAACCUUUAGGGAAACAUUUUGAAAAAUUUUGGUAAGUUAAACAACCUGAGAGUCAGUGAUCAGUUCUACAACCGUGAUAAGAGGAGAUAGAGUUUUUAAGCAAUUUCUUCCAACAAUCUUGCAUUCCAAAAGAAUUUUUACCCUGAGCCAAAAUGAAAAUUGCAGUGCAGGCUCAUAGCAAUGCAAUAUAUAUAUUGAAAAAUCAGCUACCCCUCAAGCUUCAUAAAAUAUUUCUCUAAAAUUUUAUUUCUUUUAUCAUUGGAGUCAAAUAGACGGGCACUGUGGUGGGCAACGUCUAUGAUGGCCCGUCAGUGAUCCUGCCUCCUGGUUUUCUGACCCUCCCCUUGGGUGUGGGCUGGAUGCAGUGAAUUCUUUGAGUCUCCAUGUCCCCCUUUUUGUGAACCCAAAUGUCUUAGCGGGGUUAUACAUGCCUGAUCCAUCACUGUAUGUUGGGGAUGGAAGACAGAAAACUUGUCUCAUUAACUUUAUGGUUCUUCAGAUGGGGAGAACUGUGCUUCAGAAGCUGUACUGAAAGAAUUAUACCUGAGGAGCUUCAUGUACCCUGAUCUGAUUUCAGUGGUGAGAUUCAGUGAUAGACUUCGAGUUGAUGUUGCAGUACAACGAGACUUGGGAAUCUGAGGAAGGUGUAAAUGUAUUUUGCGUGUAAUUUUGCUUGUAGCCUCUAAAAUGUCUGCCAAUGAUCCCACGUCUUGGUAGUCCACUCUUUGGGUGUGGUGGGACCUAAUGACUAGCUUCUAAUGAAUAACAUACAGCAGAAAUGAUGGGAUGUCACUUCUGAUGUUAGCUUGUAAAAGGAUAGUCUUCUCACUUGAUCUCUCACUUGUUCGCUCUGGUAGAGGCCAGAUGCCAGGUUGGGAACUGCCCCUAUUGAGAGGCCCACAUAAAGCAAGGGACUCAAGGAGGCUUCUAGUCAAAAGCCCACAUGGAACUGAAUCCUACCACAGAGUAAAGCUGGAAGCAGAUCCUCCCUAGUGGAACCUCAGAAUGAGUGUAGCCCCUGCCUACACAGCCACCUGAGAGGCCCUGAAGAAGAGGAUCUAGAGAAGCCACUCCUGGAUUGAUUCCUGACCCACAAAAUCCGUGAGAUAAUAAAUUUUAAGUCAAGGUUUGGGUGUAAUUUGUUAUGCAACAUUAGACAUUUAAUAAAGGUCAGAAUAAAAACUUAUUUAUAAUUAUAUCCUGAAAGCUUGGUCACAUAGUGGAAAAAAGCAUUCUUGAUGCCAUGCUUUUGCAUUUUCACCAUCACUCCAAGCAUAAAGGCAAUGUUCUUCGGCACACAUGUUUACAGUGGGGGGGUUUACCUUCACUUAAGAAGGUGUAUCACAUACUAUGGGAAUUGUCCUGGGUCUCCUUGACCCUCUGCUGCGUUUCCAAGUUGCUCCCAGAAGAGAUGCCACAGGGAACCUCUUCAAUUGAUCUUCUCUGUUAAGGUGUCUACUUCUCAUGAUAGCCACUUUUAGCUCCGUCAUUUUCAGCUUUGCCGUAAAAUUCAAUUAUAUUUCUUGGUGGAACAUCAGUGCUCUCAUUUUGAAUGUGUCAUAAAUUUCUUGAAAUGUUUAAUAAACUUAUGUUUCCUGAAGUUAUGUACAAUCCUUACCAGAAAAUACUAUAAAUAUAUUUUUUUAAAACUUCCUUUACAAUUCAAGAAAAUCAUUAUUCAAACUUAGAUGGUAAAAUAUGAAAUGAAGAAUAUUGAUGAAAAUGAUUUCAGAGGAGCUCAUUUUGACAGACGUAAAUGAUAAGACAAAACGAACUAAGUUAAGCCUCAGGCACUGUUUUGUGACUUAAAGUAAGAUUGAGGUCUGAAUAUUGCAUUAUGAGGUUCCUCGGGAGACAGAACAGAAAACCUUGAUAGCUACAAAAAAAGAAAAAAACAACAAUGCAGAAGAGACAUGAAGUCAGUGACAGCUGCUCGUUACUUUCGUGGUACUCACAGGACAUGUAACAUUAAAUUUUAUUGAACCAUAGGGCUCCAACAGGAUUAACAUCUUAUUAAUCAAAAGAGAUUAGGAUUUUGGCAGCAUGGAAAACAAUGGAGAACUAAUGCAAAUUAAAAGAGCCUUUCAAGUCAAAAUACUUAUUUGGUUUUAUAAAUGCCCCAAUUCCUUAAUUCUUUCAUUUGUACUGUAUUGGAGAAUCUUUAUAUGUUAGACAUUUUAAAUCAACCAUUAGGGUGAAGUAUUUUCCACAGGAUAUUUAAAUUACAUAUUAUUAGUAUCUUUUAUUAUCAGAGGUAUUCUUGAACUCAUUUAGUUUCUGUAAGAAAAGCUAUUUAGGCAUUCACAUCAUAGAAAAGAAAUUUUAAGUACCUCUAUAAGAUCCAUCAUAUUCUAUAUUCUUACAUUAUUGAAUUGAUCUUUGGAUAACUUAAACCAAUAUUGUUUACAGUCAUAUAAAUGAUGUCGGUUAUUAUUUAAGAGUAUUAAGUACAAAAAUCACUCUCAUAAUCAAUACAGGCCCUGUCAAAACAUCAAAUCAGUUAGGUUAUUCCUUUCUGAUACUCUUUGGGGAAUAGUCAAGGAGACUAAACAUCUCUUACAGGGCCCUAUUUCAGCUGUCUAAAUAAAUCUAUCUCUUAAUCUGGAGGAAAAGGCAAGUUUGAAAAUCUGAUAUCUUUAUAAUUUUUUUCCAUGUAGUUAAAUGUUUCCACUUAGUAACAAUGGUAUCCCAUAAUCCUUGGACAUUUUUGCCACUUACCUACAAAAUUUGAAUUUAGAAGUAUCUAACCGAAUAUUAGUAUUUUAGGAUUUCAGGUAGAUUUAUUUACUGCUUUAUUAAGAAUAUAAUAAUACUCAUAUAAGAGAAUGCAAUCUCUGAAAACUAUUCCUAUAUGUAGAUCUAGCCUUUUGUUGGACAGAUAAGGAGUAGAUGAGAUGCACUAAAGGCAAAGGAAUACCAGUACCUAUAAUAAAUUAUGACUUAAGAAGGAAAUAAAGCAACUUGACAAUCUCCUAUUAAAAAUUCACAUUGAGAAAAUAUUUAUAAUAAACAUCCUAUUUUAGCUCUGUAGCUUUUUUAAAAAAAAAUACUAUGAUUUCAUUUUGAGAAGUAUUAAUUGACCUUUGUUUUAUUUGCCAGACACAGUAGUUAAUGGGUUUGAGGUUAAAAAAAGAUUUGUUCACAGUCCCUGACCUCAAGGACCUCAUUUAGCCAGUGAGACAUAUAUUUUUAAUAUUACUUUUCUUUUUUAAAAAGUAAUUUUUUUAAAUAAUUAUCAACAUUACGUUGUAACAAAAUUUGGAAAAUAUGAAUCAGACACACAUGCACAAACACACAAAAGGAAAAUGAAGUCAAAUGUAGUCCUACUACCUAGAGAUAAUCACUGUUUACAUUUUAUAUUCAUCUUUUCAGUUUGUCUUCUGUACAUACUUUUCCAGAAAUAUGAUCAUACUGUAUGUUGCUUUAUAAUUUGGGGUUUUUUUUUUACCGAAUAUGUCAUGAACUUCAUAGACAUGUACAGUCAUUACACAUUCGACUCCUACAUCAUUUGUAAUGCCUGAUGUACAAUGUCAGUUGUAGACAUUAUACCAUAAGUUAGUCAAUGAACUUUUAUUAGAAUUCUCUUAGGCUGUUUUCAAUUUUUGUAUUAAUAUAAACAAAAAUGCAGUGAACAUCUUUUAUAUAUCCUUUUCCCACAUCCCUUAUUAUUUCCUCAAGAUGGAUAAAUAGAAUUGAGAUUUCUGAGUCCAAGUGUAUUUAAAAUGGAAAAGCUAUUAACAUAUAUCAUCUAAUUGUCUUCCAGAAAUGUUGCAUCAGUGUGCAUCACUUUCCUGAACUUUGGCCAACAUUAGUUAUUGUCUUUGUCAAUUUAAUGGCCAAAAAUAGACUUCUUUUCAUAAUUUGCAUUUUUUAAAUUAUUAAUCAGAUAGAUACCUUUUUAUACAUUAUUGACCAUGUAUUCCUUCUUUAGUCAAGUGCUUCUAAUUGGCCUUCCAAGUUUUCUAUCAGAAGUUCAUCUUUCUAAUGCACAUUUAUAUUUUAAUAUUUAUAUUUUCAUACGCACUAUUAAAUAUAUGUACAUAUUAGAGAGAUACAGUUUUAAAGCAAAUUCAUAGUUAUUUUCAUGGUCUCAAUUUUCUAACUAGCUUUCCAUAUCCAAGCCAAACAUGGUACUUUCUUAAUGGUACAGUUUUAUACAUUUCUUUUGUUUUCACUCAAAGGCAGCAGUAAAACACCCAAGAAGUAUGAUGAAUUUAAAAUAGUAGACAAACUAUUGCCCCUGAAUUUUUACUAUCAUCUAACUCUUUAAAGAAGCAUCUGUGAAAUUGGAUGAUGUAUUAGUUUGCUAGGGCUGCCAUUAUAAAUUACCACAUAUUUGGUGGUUUAAAACAACAUAAAUUUAUUUUCUCACAGUUCUGGAAGCCAGAAGUCUGAAAUAAAGGUAUUGUCAGAGAUACAUUGCCUACAGGGGUACUAGGUGACAAUCAUUCCUUGCUUCUUUCAGUUUCUGGUGGCUAUGGGUAAUGCUUGGCAUUCCUUGGCUUAUAGACACAUCAUUCUCUGCCUCUGUCUUCACAUCCCUCCCCAUCUCAAAUCUCCCUUUCUUUUCUCUUAUAAGGACACCAGUCAUUGGAUUUAGGGUCCUCCCUAAAUCCAGGAUGAUCUCAUCCCAAGAUCCUUAACUUAAUUACAUCGCAAAGAGCCUGUUUUCUAAUAAGAACACAUUCACAUGUGUGAGGCAU
Molecule: messenger RNA, 8062 nt
Organism: Rhinolophus ferrumequinum (greater horseshoe bat)
Lineage: Eukaryota; Metazoa; Chordata; Mammalia; Chiroptera; Rhinolophidae
Gene: MKKS
Product: MKKS centrosomal shuttling protein
Exons: 6
Coding region: 804-2516 (570 amino acids)
Biological process (GO): intracellular transport; protein folding; chaperone-mediated protein complex assembly
Cellular component (GO): cytoplasm; nucleus; kinociliary basal body
Molecular function (GO): ATP binding
Source: RefSeq, a predicted model, not a curated record